Messenger RNA from Microplitis demolitor, 1839 nucleotides. RefSeq names its product pyrokinin-1 receptor. Gene Ontology annotation, cellular component: plasma membrane. Bases 1 to 1839 code for a protein of 612 amino acids. The record is from RefSeq and is a predicted model, not a curated record. NCBI's taxonomy places the organism in Eukaryota, Metazoa, Arthropoda, Insecta, Hymenoptera, Braconidae. Gene Ontology annotation, molecular function: neuromedin U receptor activity. Gene Ontology annotation, biological process: neuropeptide signaling pathway. The transcript is spliced from 3 exons.
AUGGAGUUAUUAAUGACAACGGAAAUAAAUAAUGAGUUAAAUUAUAAUCUGACAGAUGUAUCGUCAACAUUCCCGUCGAUUUCGAGCACUGAUGCUGCGUACAGAGUCGUUGGAUCACGACGCGAUCCACUUUAUAUAGUUAUUCCAAUAACGAUAAUAUAUCUUAUUAUUUUUAUCGCCGGCAUCAUCGGUAAUGUGAGCACGUGCAUAGUGAUUGCUCGUAUAAAGUCAAUGCACACCGCGACAAAUUACUAUCUGUUCAGUUUGGCAGUGUCAGACUUGUUGCUCCUGAUUUCCGGGCUUCCGGCGGAGGUUUAUUUGGUCUGGUCAAAAUACCCUUAUAUAUUUGGAGAAGGUUUUUGUGUAGUGCGAGGACUCGCGGCUGAAUGUUCGACGAACGCGAGUGUCCUGACCAUCGCUGCAUUUACUGUCGAGCGUUACAUCGCUAUUUGUCAUCCAUUUCUGUCACACACGAUGUCUAAAUUGUCACGGGUUGUCAAGUUGAUUUUGGUUAUUUGGCUGGUGGCGAUGUCCUUCGCGAUACCACAGGCGCUGCAAUUUGGAGUGAUUGAAUACCCGAACAUAAGUCCUGAUGUUGUUAUCUGCACCCGCAAAAGUCCAUUCAUAAAACACUCGUUUGAAAUAGCGACUCUCCUUUUUUUUAUAAUUCCCAUGACGCUAAUUACGGUACUGUACUCAAUGAUUGGACUGAAGUUGAGAAAAUCUAAUAUGAUGAAGAAACGCAACAUCAGAAAUCAAGGAACGCGGAGCUUACAGGAGAGCAAAAAAAAAAAGUGGGACACUAGGAAUACGGGUAAAUCUUCACGCAGAGUUCUUAAGAUGCUUGUUGCUGUCGUCGUUGCAUUUUUUAUAUGCUGGGCACCUUUCCACGUCCAGCGUUUGAUUGCGAUCUACGGAACAGACACUGAUCAAGUGACAUCAAAAAACAAAUGGAUGACAUUUCUCUACAAUGUAUUCACAUAUCUUUCUGGUGUCUUGUACUACGUCUCCACUACCAUUAAUCCAAUUUUAUACAAUAUUAUGUCCAAUAAAUUUCGCGAAGCUUUCAAGGAAACAUUAGCCAAAAGUUGCGGUGGUUCAAGAUCAUCGAGUAACUUGGAGCAAAGAUCAUAUUCAAGUCUAUCACGUUCGCAACAAAGAACUUUAGGCGGUGGAAAUUUUGGUUCACGUACAACUGCCGGUACAGGAAUAGGUACUGGAGUUGGUCAAGAUAGCUCCGAGGGUUCUGGUAAUUCUAUACGUGAUGAGAAUAAUCUGCGGCAUCAAACAGUCUCACCGGUAGACAGUAAACACAGUGAUAUAAUCCGAGUUAACUCAUCAUCAUCUCAGCGUAAGAUUGAUAAUCCCAAUAAUGAUAAUUAUUUAAAUAAAAAAAAUAGCAAAAAAUACUGUGACCAGUUGGAGACUGGUAAUGCCGAGUCGACCUUAAUUAUUGACAGCGAUUGUCCAAGACAAGGUAAUAUUAAUAUUAAUAAUGGAACCAAUGAGAUUAACAAAAAAAAUUCUGACAGAAAUAGUAACACUCGAUUAAUUAACGGCGAUGUCUGUCAUCAACAAAGACUUGCUGAUGCUAAUGAUGAUUAUUUAAUUGGUAAGAGACAGGAGCUGGAUAAUAAUAAAUCAAAGUACUUUGGACUUAAGGCCAGCAAUGAUAAAAAAUUGUGGAGGUUUUUAAAGUGGCUACCAACUGGUGGUGUUUUUAAAUUCGCAAAGAGCUCGACCCGAAAUUGCGAGUCGGUUGUCAGUGACAUUGAGAGUAAUCGCGAAGAGUACUCGAUGACUACUUGUUAUGUCGCUGGCGAGCACAGACUCGUGUAG